AUGGAGGAGGCCAGUCAUCCACUCAUGACGGGCUCGGAUGACCCAUCCAACAGCUCGAUCGAUGAACGUGAUUCUCGCCGCCUCGAUUCCUCAUUAACUUGGGACUCGGAAGGUCCCGAUGGAUGUGACCGAGAUCGUGAAGCCGAAGAAAAAUACCUAGGCACUGCAAUCUCACACCGAUCCACCGGGAGCCUCAUCCUCAUAUUUUGGCGCCGAUGUGGUGUCUAUCUCUCAAUGUCUGCAGCCGCAGUGUGCAUCCUAGUUAUUGUGUGGACGGUAGUUCAUUGUGCUACCCGAAGCAGCGCCCAUCACGAUCAAAAGGGUGUUGAUCCUGGGGAUGAACCCCAUCGCAAGCCUCUAGUCACCACCUGGCCUUCAGAGGCCAUUGCCAACGGCUGCAUCUUUGAUGUGAUUGUAUAUUGUUGGAUUCCGCCCGCCUGCUACGAGCCCGAUCUGGCCGCCGAUGUCGUAUCAGAGACCUCUCGCUAUGCACCCUUCCACAAAGCUGGUCACUUUGACUGGUAUGGGGAUGCUGAUGGCCUAGAGCUGGUUGCACAGGACCCGGUGGUUCUCAGGGAGCGAGCCGAGAUUUGGGCGACACAUGAAUGGCACCAGACACAUUGCCUGUACUUCUGGAGACUGCUGGGUCGAGCGGUGAGCCGCAGCUAUCAAGAUGGAUGGGAGGGCGCCUAUGUCUUGUCGCAGGCAAUUGUCUUCCCGCAUACAUUGCAUUGUAAUGAUAUGCUGGCUGAUCAGGAAAAGGAUGGGAACGAUUUGAUUCGGACUUUGAGGGUGUACGGAACUUGUAUCAGGCUUGAUGAAAAGCCUGAUCCAUACUUAGAGCAUGGUACAUUCCCUGUGAAUCCCGAGUAA
Molecule: messenger RNA, 873 nt
Organism: Penicillium atrosanguineum
Lineage: Eukaryota; Fungi; Ascomycota; Eurotiomycetes; Eurotiales; Aspergillaceae
Exons: 2
Coding region: 1-873 (290 amino acids)
Source: RefSeq, a predicted model, not a curated record